Messenger RNA from Caenorhabditis bovis, 1683 nucleotides. Lineage: Eukaryota; Metazoa; Nematoda; Chromadorea; Rhabditida; Rhabditidae. The record is from the annotation of a GenBank genome assembly.
AUGGCAUCCAAUCAAGAACCGCAUGUCAUCUACCAACAGACCUAUCCAGCAGCCAACUAUCAAGGAGCGCCAGUGAAUCAGGUGUGGAAUCAGCCGCCAACUCAAGCGGUGGCAUUCAUCCCAUACCACCCCGACGUAAACUAUGGCGAUAAACCAUACGGAGCUUAUGCGCCAGUAGCUUAUCAACCGACACCGGAUAACGGACAACAUUUCCAAGCGCCGCAAUUUGUUCAGACUCAAGCUCCAUGGCAGUACCAACAACAAGGACAAUCGCAGUUCAUUCCAUCAUAUGCUAAUACGUUCAACGUCGCAAAUGACCCGCAAUAUCAAACCGCACCACUUCCGACAAUGAGUCAGCCACCGCCAGGAAUGCCUCGCGAGGAAUACCCUGGUUCGGUCGGGGUAAUCGAUAGUUCGGUGCAUAGUGCAGCUGCCUACACAGCAAAGUGGGUGAGCUCAACAUCUAGUAUUCCACCGGAUAUGCGCGAGGAGCCUGAGAGCGAUAUCAAUUUGGCGCAAUGGGAGCAGGGGCAGUGGCCAGGAUUGAACGAGGAGAAUAAGAAGGAUGAAAAGAGCACAAAGAAAAGUGGCUCGAAAAAUCGUGACGAGCAAAAGAGGGAGCUCACAUUUGAUGAGCGCCUUGAAAAGGCCAAAAUGCAGAAGGACCGGGUUGAAAAUCAAGGAAACGAUUCAAACAGUGUGUCAGAGUCGACUCCAGGAGCCACUUCACCUACGGGUACUCCAACGACUGCAGCAGCGCGCGGCACUAGCGGACCACAACGUGGUGGACGCGGAUAUAGUCGCGGUGGACAUAACGGACCGAAUAAUAGACGCGACGAUUUCGUUCCAGAGAACCGUCACGAAGGCGGUCAAUCGAACUAUCAUGGUAGAGGAAUGAGACGUGGGCACGGUGGUCCGCAUAAUAUGGGAGGAAUGAUUCAUCAAAAUGCUCCGGCUCAAUUUCAGCAGGCGCCUGUUUUUGUUCCACAGAAUCAAUAUCCAUACCAGCCAGCGCAGCCAAAUAUGUACGAUGCCCAAUUGAUGGCUACUAUGAAUGCAUUCCAAAACACUCACAUCACGCCAUACAAUCCACUUCGACAGUUCCCGAUUAUCCCAGGAUACAACUUCAUGCGCUCUCCAAUUCAACAAGACGAUAAAUUCAGAAACACCUGGCUCGAUUUUGGAUUCCCACGCGGUCGCGGCGGCUUUCGUGGCCGCGGACGUGGAGGACCAUGGAACUUCCGCGGAAGCGGCCGUCGUUUCGAGAGACGGGUCGAUGACAGACGGGACGAGAAACGCGACGAACCGGGCCAGGGCGUUGCGCUUGAGGAAAGCUCCAAAGAAGAAAAGCCCGCGCCGGCUGCUGCCGCCUCUUCUUCGGCUGUUGCUGCAUCGGCUCCGAUGGCUGCCGCCCUCACCGUUGACGAAACUGCCGCUGUUGCUGCUCCUGCUGCUGCUGCCGCUGUUAUCGCCGCCAGCGUUACUACGGAAGACAUGAAGCCAAAGGCCGAAGCAGAAAACGACUGCGCUGCUGCCGAGAACGAAGAGAGCGAGUCAUCAUUGGCGCCAAUUGAGACUUCCGAGGAAGAUGCUGAAGAGAGUGAGGAAAAUGAGGAGAAAGAAAAAUCUGAGGAAUCCAAGGUUCUCGAAAAAGAGGAGGAAUUGGAGAAAAAAUCUUCCUAA